Messenger RNA from Betta splendens (Siamese fighting fish), 1267 nucleotides. Its product is annotated as dehydrogenase/reductase SDR family member 7C-B-like. Gene Ontology annotation, molecular function: all-trans-retinol dehydrogenase (NAD+) activity. NCBI's taxonomy places the organism in Eukaryota, Metazoa, Chordata, Actinopteri, Anabantiformes, Osphronemidae. The record is from RefSeq and is a predicted model, not a curated record. The transcript has 8 exons. Gene Ontology annotation, biological process: regulation of release of sequestered calcium ion into cytosol by sarcoplasmic reticulum. The coding region runs from base 181 to 1176 and encodes 331 amino acids. Gene Ontology annotation, cellular component: sarcoplasmic reticulum membrane.
AGACCUCAAAUCCCAGAGUAUUGCUGCAGCAGGACACCCAGCUGACGGAUCGGCGGAGCUCCGUGAAUGAGUUGCUGAGGUGAGCAGCUCCAGCUCCUCAGGAGAGGAUUCAAAGGCAGUCCAGAGAACCUGCCUGAGAGGAAAAUAUAAAAUCACACUGUAGUUACUGUAGAUGUUAAAAUGGUUGCUGAGGGCGGGAUGGACUCUAAUAGAACGGAGCCAGUGAGCUUCUGGGACAUUCUCCAAGAGAUGGAUCCCACGUGGACCACCACCGUUCUCCUGGUGCCCUGCGUUGUUGUACUGACAGCUGGGUUUUUCUACCUCUACGGUGUAGUCAUUGGUCUGCUGUCUAAAACAUCAGUACGCAAUAAAGUGGUGGUCAUAACCGACGCUCUGUCCGGACUCGGAAAAGAAUGUGCAGGUGCUUUUCACAAAGGAGGAGCGAGGUUGAUCCUUUGUGGGAAAAGCUGGGAGAAACUUGAAGAACUCGGUGAUGAUUUGGCAAAUGCAGAUCCUACUGUAACGUUUCCCCCUAAAUUGGUGCUGCUGGACUUCGGGGAUAUGGACAGCAUGCCGGAGGCCAUCGCAGAGGUCCUGGACUGUUAUGGUUGUGUGGAUGUUCUCAUCCUCAACAGCAGCAUGAAAGUCAAAGCACCUGCUCACAAUCUGUCCCUGGAGCUGGACAAGUUACUGAUGGACAACAACUACUUUGGACCGGCCACACUGGCUAAAGGUGUGCUACCCUCCAUGAUCUCUAGGAGAACCGGGCAUCUGCUCCUGGUCAACAGCAUCCAAGGGAAACUAACUGUGCCUUUUCGCACGACAUAUGCAGCCUCUAAGCAUGCCGUGCAGGCCUUCUUUGACUGCCUGAGAGCAGAAGUGGAUGAGUACGGCAUCUCCGUCAGCACCGUCACCCACACCUUCAUCAGCAGCGCUGCAGAGAACACAGCCACCAGGUCUCUCUGGUCACUGUUGUACACGAGGAAACCUCGCGGCGUUUCUCCAGACGAGGCAGCUGCUGAGAUCAUCAAGACUCUAAACAACAAGAGGAACGAGGUGGUAAUUGCUCCAUCGCUGCCUAAAAUGGCCGUGGUCACCAGAUGCUUCUUCCCCAAUGUGUUCUUUGCUGUGAUGGCUGCAGGAGUGAAGGCUGCUGAUGCCUCAGAGAAGAUGUAGCGCUACAACUUCUCAUAAUCAGACUUUGUGGGAAUUUGUACUUGAUUGCUGAUGACUUUAAGCUAAAAUACAAGACUGUGUUGAACAUGUG